AUGGCUGCUGUGAUCGGUGACUUCGUAUCCGAUCCCUCCCACUUCCAUAACAUGAUCGCCGCCUCUGGCAUUCAGCACCAACACUCGCACGAUUCACACUACCGAUCUGCCAGUCGUUCAAGAGACGCUACCCAAAGACGCCCUUCUGCGAGCCCUAGAUACACAAACACUCCUCCCUCGCGUCAAAGACGCCCCGACUGGGAUUCCGCUGAACCCCCGGAGAAGCACGCGCCGCCUAGUGCCGGAGCAUCUCGCUUCCCCUCCCCCCCCUCGUCCUCCUCGCCUACUCGAGCGAGGCCUCAGCAUGCCGAGAGCCCCGCAUGCAUGGCCACCGAAUCUCGCGAUACCAGCCAUGCUGCUGCUGUAGCUGCACCUGAGAGCUCUACUCCGGCCGUGCGCCAAGACCAACAGCAGCCCUCCCCUGCCUCCGACGGCGACGCCAUUGCCGCUCCCUCGUACCCCAUGUCCAAUACCUCUUCUCCCCGCCAGCAGCCUCAGGGCCAGACUACGAUUCAUGUGCGCGACUUGGCGCACAUUCAGAGCCUUGCCAAGGCAGAUAUGGUUACGGGCAAUGGGCCAGGGAUACUGAACGAUCCUCCCCUUCAACAGAUGAAGUACGAGAUCAGCGCCAUGCCCAUUGGCGAUAUUAUCGAAAUGGUGGCCGCUCUCCUUACAAAAAUCACCACAACCAACGAUCUGCAACACGAUGCCAUGCAGCGAAACGUGGCGCACCAACAGCAAGCCAGCCAGAAUAACGAGUCAGGCAACGGUACUCCGAUGAGCCCUCUCAGCACCUCGGUCCUUGCUUUCCAUGGCAAGAAUAUCCCUGCCAUCACCAUCCUCAGCUAUCUCUCCCGCAUUCACAAGUACUGCCCCACCACGUACGAAGUCUUUUUGAGUUUAUUAGUAUACUUUGACCGUAUGACGGAACGAGUCAACGCGAUGGUGGUCAAGCACGAGGAGGCCCGACGGCAGUCAACUUCCCAGUCAACCUCGCGUCCGCAGUCUGCAGACGUAGACAUGAGAGACAGUGACGAGACGGACUCGGAUCUCGCCGAUGACGAGGACGUGAACGAAAAGACGGCGACUCCUACCGACGGAGGCAUCGUUCCGCAGCCCACGCCUCCGGGAGCCUCCGGACCGGCGACAUACUUUGUUGUUGACAGCUUUAAUAUCCACCGGCUAAUUAUUGCGGGCGUAACUUGUGCGAGCAAGUUCUUUUCGGACGUAUUCUACACCAACUCUAGAUACGCAAAGGUCGGCGGGCUUCCUUUGGCCGAGCUCAAUCACCUUGAGCUGCAGUUUCUAUUGUUGAACGACUUCCGACUUGCGGUCCCCGUUGAAGACCUGGAGGCGUAUGCAACCAUGUUGGUGGAGUUUUACGCACGGGAAGUGGUAGCACAGCGAUCACGACCUGCUGGUGGCGAUUCUUAG
This is a messenger RNA of Colletotrichum siamense, 1434 nucleotides long. It is a transcript of the gene PCL6, whose product is annotated as PHO85 cyclin-6. Gene Ontology annotation, biological process: regulation of cyclin-dependent protein serine/threonine kinase activity. Gene Ontology annotation, cellular component: nucleus; cyclin-dependent protein kinase holoenzyme complex. The transcript has 2 exons. The record is from RefSeq and is a predicted model, not a curated record. NCBI's taxonomy places the organism in Eukaryota, Fungi, Ascomycota, Sordariomycetes, Glomerellales, Glomerellaceae. Gene Ontology annotation, molecular function: protein kinase binding; cyclin-dependent protein serine/threonine kinase regulator activity. Bases 1 to 1434 code for a protein of 477 amino acids.